Molecule: messenger RNA, 439 nt
Organism: Trichomonas vaginalis G3
Lineage: Eukaryota; Parabasalia; Trichomonadida; Trichomonadidae
Exons: 1
Source: RefSeq, a predicted model, not a curated record
AUGAGAAGACAUUUCACAAGUCAAAAGAACACUAACGCAAAAGCAGAGAUUACGGUUGGUUAUAACGUAAAUGAUGAUAAAUCACGAAUUAUUCAAAAUGUUAAAGUUAAUGUUAGCCCUGAAUUAACAAAGUCAGCAACUCAACCAAAUUUAUUAACUCGUGACUUACCAAAGAAUGAGGAGAAUGGAGACCCAAUCAUUUUAUCUGAACCCGGUAAAGAACCCGUUGAAAUCCCCACAUAUCCAACAUACCCCCCACCUCUUUCAUCAAACAUCGAGAACUCAGGAAUCUACGAUUACAGUCGCAAUACGCCAUAUAAAAUAGACAUUAAUUCUGAAUUAAUGAAAAUUUACCGUGAUAUAAUAAUUAAUAAUUAUGAUUCAAUAAUAAAUUUAAUUGAUCAAUCCGGUUUAAUUAUUUUACCUUAUGAAUCAUUAA